AUGAAAGGACUGGAACCAGUUACUAUAGAUACAGAUGAAAUUAGAGAAGUAUGGGCACAUAAUCUAGAAGAAGAAAUGGCCUUGAUAAGAGAAUUGGUUGACGAUUACAAUUAUAUAGCGAUGGAUACAGAAUUUCCAGGUAUAGUUACUAGACCUGUUGGAUCAUUUAGAACACCAUCAGAUUAUCAUUACCAAACACUUAGAUUAAAUGUAGAUCUCUUAAAAAUAAUUCAACUUGGUCUUACCUUUUCCGAUUCAGAUGGUAACCUUGCCUCAAAUACCUGCACAUGGCAAUUCAACUUUAAGUUUAAUCUAAAUGAGGAUAUGUACGCACAGGAUUCAAUCGAUUUGCUAUCAAGAAGCGGUAUCGAAUUUAAAAAGAAUGAAGAAAAUGGCAUCGAUGUAUUGGAUUUUGGUGAUUUGUUAAUGUCUUCUGGAAUCGUAUUAAACGAAAAGAUUAAAUGGAUUUCUUUUCAUAGCGGAUAUGAUUUUGGAUAUCUUAUAAAGGUACUAACUUGUACAGCUUUACCUCAAGAAGAACCAGAAUUCUUUGAUUUGGUUAGGACCUAUUUCCCAUGUAUUUAUGAUAUCAAAUAUUUGAUGAAGAGUUGUAAAAAUUUGAAAGGUGGAUUAAGUGAAUUGGCAGAGGAUUUAGAUAUUAAAAGAAUUGGACCACAACAUCAAGCAGGCAGUGAUAGUUUGCUAACAUGUACGACAUUCUUUAAAUUGAGAAAGAUGUACUUUGAAAAUCAAAUCGAUGAUUCCAAGUACCAAGGAAUUCUAUAUGGUCUCACUUCAUCAUUUUCACAAGAUAAUAGCCAACAAAAUAACAAUAAUAGUAAUAGCAGCAGCAGCAGCGGCACCACAAGUACCAGCACCAGCUCGACCACCAGCACAUCCACCUCUUCAUCCACUUCAUCACCAUCCUCAUCAUCACUCCCAAAUAACAAUAGCUAUACUGCAUCUGCAUCAUCUUUAAAUGGGCAUAUGUCUGAACAAGUCACUGCCCCAUACAACCCACGUUUCCCAAACAUGAACCAAACCAAGCACUGUUGGGCUAGUUAUGUAGAUUUCAACGGUUGCGUUAAGCAUUAUGAAGGCGACGAAUCAAAGUGCAUGGAAUUCAAGCAAUCUAUGAACUCUCUUUGCCCAGGCAAAUGGUUGUCUGACUUUGAAGAACAAAGAGAAGCUGGUAUUUUCCCAACCAACAGAUUUUAA
This is a messenger RNA of Cavenderia fasciculata, 1218 nucleotides long. RefSeq names its product CAF1 family protein. NCBI's taxonomy places the organism in Eukaryota, Evosea, Eumycetozoa, Acytosteliales, Cavenderiaceae. The record is from RefSeq and is a predicted model, not a curated record. Gene Ontology annotation, cellular component: CCR4-NOT core complex; P-body; respiratory chain complex IV. The coding region runs from base 1 to 1218 and encodes 405 amino acids. Gene Ontology annotation, molecular function: nucleic acid binding; poly(A)-specific ribonuclease activity. The transcript has 7 exons.